Messenger RNA from Bubalus bubalis (water buffalo), 2212 nucleotides. RefSeq names its product UBX domain protein 4 (gene UBXN4). The record is from RefSeq and is a predicted model, not a curated record. The transcript has 13 exons. Bases 171 to 1697 code for a protein of 508 amino acids. Lineage: Eukaryota; Metazoa; Chordata; Mammalia; Artiodactyla; Bovidae. Gene Ontology annotation, molecular function: protein binding.
CGCCCGUCCAGUGGGCCGCUGACGGGCUUGCGCGCCUGUGCGGAGCCGGAGGCGGGGUGCGGGCCGGCUGGGGCUGCGGGGGCCGCGGAGCCAGGCGGCGGAGAGGGCGGGGCCAACUCCGGGACCGCGGCGACAAUACACCGAGCGAGCGCCUCGGCCCGAGGGCAGCGAUGCUGUGGUUCCAGGGCGCCAUUCCGGCCGCCAUCGCGUCGGCCAAGAGGAGCGGCGCGGUCUUCGUGGUGUUCGUGGCAGGUGAUGAUGAGCAGUCUACACAGAUGGCUGCAAGUUGGGAAGAUGAGAAAGUGACAGAAGCAUCUUCAAACAGUUUUGUUGCUAUUAAAAUCGAUACUAAAAGUGAAGCCUGCCUACAGUUUUCACAGAUCUAUCCUGUAGUGUGUGUUCCCUCCAGUUUUUUUAUUGGAGACAGUGGAAUUCCUUUGGAAGUAAUUGCAGGAAGUAUUUCUGCAGAUGAACUUGUUACCAGAAUCCACAAAGUCCGGCAGAUGCAUUCAUUAAAAGGUGAAGCAUCAUUGGCAAAUGGCAGCCAAUCAGAAGGUUCAGUCUCUACUCCAUCUGCCUCAUUUGAACAUAACAACACUUCUGAAAACUGUCAGUCCAGAAAUGUAGAGCUCUGUGAGACGCCAUCCACUUCUGAUACAAAAUCAGAUUCUGCAACAGGGGGAGAAAGUUCAGGCCAGACCACUGUGUCUCAAGAGCCUAGUGGAUGUUCAAAUCAGAGACCUACUGAAGACCUCACCGUCAGAGUGGAAAGACUAACCAAAAAACUUGAAGAAAGAAGAGAAGAGAAAAGGAAAGAGGAAGAACAGAGAGAGAUUAAGAAGGAAAUUGAGAGGAGGAAAACUGGAAAAGAAAUGUUGGAUUAUAAAAGAAAGCAAGAAGAAGAAUUAACAAAAAGAAUGUUAGAGGAAAGAAACAGAGAAAAGGCAGAAGAUAGGGCAGCUCGAGAGCGUAUAAAACAGCAGAUUGCUCUGGACCGUGCAGAGAGAGCUGCUCGGUUUGCAAAGACAAAGGAAGAAGUAGAAGCUGCUAAAGCUGCUGCCCUGCUGGCCAAACAGGCAGAGAUGGAAGUCAAGAGAGAGACUUCCACAAAAGAAAGAAGCACUGUUGCGAGAAUUCAGUUCCGUCUUCCAGAUGGUUCUUCCUUUACAAAUCAAUUCCCUUCUGAUGCUCCUCUAGAAGAAGCUAGACAGUUUGCUGCACAGACUGUUGGCAACACUUACGGUAACUUUUCAUUAGCAACAAUGUUUCCCAGGAGGGAAUUUACCAAAGAAGAUUAUAAAAAGAAGUUACUGGAUUUGGAACUUGCCCCAAGUGCUUCAGUGGUACUGUUGCCAGCAGGAAGACCAAAUACAUCCAUGGUACAUUCUUCCAGUGGAGACUUUUGGACAUUGUUGGGGACAGUGCUUUACCCAUUCCUUGCCAUCUGGAGACUGAUAAGCAACUUCUUAUUUAGUAAUCCUCCUCCUGCACAGACCUCGGUGAGAGCAGCAAGUUUGGAAACCUCAAACCUUGCAUCGUCUAGCAACUCAGAAAAAAGGGAACCAGUCAGAAAAAGAGUGCUGGAGAAACGGGGGGAAGACUUUAAAAAGGAAGGCAAGAUAUAUAGAUUGAGGACUCAAGACGAUGGUGAAGAUGAAAACAACACCUGGAAUGGGAAUUCUACUCAACAGAUGUAGUGCGACAAGUACAAUAUGUGCAAAAAUCAUUGUUUCUCUUAUGAUUUAAUUCAACUAAAAUUCUGCUGGAGAAGUGGGACUGCUUUAUGUGUUCCAGCUCAUCUACAAAGUGUCUCUCUAUUUCUGCUUAGUGGGUUAAAGUUGUUUAACUCAGACAAGAGAUCAGAUAACUGGCUGCUGGGUCCUUGUAUAUGGUAACCAACUGCUAGAAGCCUAAAAAAAAAUCAAAAAGUCUGUAACAGCCUCCCUUGAUCAGCUUUCUUAUUCAGUAUUUCAUAUACCCAUUUUAGCCCUGUGCUCUCAGAUGAUACAUUUGUUUAGGGCUGUUUUGCUCUGAAUCCCUAAGCCAACACAAGGUAACUGUUAUGUCACUGAGUAAUCUGACUCUGAGAGCAUUUUAACUAGCCAGCCAGAUGAUAAUUUGGGUUUAACUUUUCUUGCUCAUCAGCUGCAAGCAAAAUCUUGUAGUUUUUAAUCUUACUUAAACACUGAAUAAAAAAAAACUUUUCCAAAAA